This is a messenger RNA of Xyrauchen texanus (razorback sucker), 1761 nucleotides long. RefSeq names its product zona pellucida sperm-binding protein 3-like. Gene Ontology annotation, molecular function: acrosin binding. The transcript is spliced from 10 exons. NCBI's taxonomy places the organism in Eukaryota, Metazoa, Chordata, Actinopteri, Cypriniformes, Catostomidae. Gene Ontology annotation, biological process: egg coat formation; binding of sperm to zona pellucida; positive regulation of acrosome reaction. The record is from RefSeq and is a predicted model, not a curated record. Bases 1 to 1761 code for a protein of 586 amino acids. Gene Ontology annotation, cellular component: extracellular matrix.
AUGACAGGAAGUUUUAUCGUGCAUCUCCUCAUCCUCACUUUGAUAGCAGAGUUUAUUGAUGUGAGGGCCUAUCCAUGGGGCUCUGACUCCCUUAUACCCUAUCCAUCCGGUGGGUCACAGAUGAGUGAAAGAUUUCAGAUCAAGCAACAGUCGAACAAAGUGAACGAUCCGCCCGGUAGACCGAUCACGCGUGUGAAACCUGUAGCCGUGACUUGCCACGAGAGUUACAUGGAGAUUGCGAUUAAGGUUGAUCUAUUUGAGCUUGGUUUACCGGUGGAUGCGUCAGAGCUGCGGCUUGGUGUUGACAGUCAAUUAAUUCCCGCAUGUAAAGUGACGGCGUUCUCCUCAAACGAGUUCAUCAUUGCAGCUGAACUGACUGACUGCGGCACUCAACACUGGAUUACAGAUGACUCCCUUAUUUACACAAACCUCCUCGUCUUCUCUCCGCAACCCACUCCAGAUGGGGUGAUUCGAAUGGAGAAUGCAGUUAUUCCUAUAGAAUGCCAUUACAGCAGGAGGUUUAACCUAACCAGCAACCCCAUCAGGCCAGCAUUGAUUCCUUUCAAUUCAUCACAAUCCACAGUGGAGGACCUGCAGUUUUCACUAAAGCUUAUGACAAGUGAUUGGAGCUCUGAACGGGCCUCUGGUGUGUACUUGCUGGGUGAUAUUAUAAACCUGGAAGCCUCAUGUCGUCUAGAUCACUACGGCAACCUCCGUAUUUUUUUCGAGAGCUGUGUUGCGACGGUGACUCCUGAUUUUAACUCUGUCCCCAGAUACACAUUUGUUGAAAAACCUGGGUGUUUGAUGGACGGAAAGCUAACUGGCUCAAAAUCCCGUUUCCUGCCACGAAUCCAGAAUGACAAACUCCAAAUGCAGCUGGAUGCCUUCAAGUUCCAACAAGAGAAGAGGACAGAGAUAUACAUCACAUGUACCCUUCAAGUAUACCCAGUAAUGAAUGAAGUUAACCCUGUUCAUAAAGCAUGCUCCUUCAUCGAUGGAAGCUGGAGCUCUGCAGAUGGAGAUGAUUGGGCUUGUUACAGUUGCCAAAAACAGAAUUACGCUCCGUCCUUCCGUUUCAAGCAGGAACAAUUUGGGCCACCUGCAGCUUCCAUAACAGACCAGACCUCAUCUACCCACAGGCCCAGCAAAUUCCAACCCAGGAUUCAAAACAGUUCUGGAAGAUCCUCAGACAUCCUCCAAACACCAAGUGAGCCUGUUCUUCCCUCCUGGAGAAGUAUAAUUGACCCUCAAGAGGAGGCGAGUGGAAGGAGUGCUGGAUGGGAACAGGAGAAAACUUUGGGUCCUCUGGCCAUCUUUCCAAAAACUGAUAUGGGAUUUCUGGCUCCACCCAGAGUGAAGGAGGGUGUUCCGCAUUUUCCUUCUCCCAGUAAAGCCAAGAAACCAAUGCCUCAUAGCAGCCUAUGGAAAAAUGGUGUCACUGAAGAGAUGGACACUGAAGGUGAUGUAACUAGUCUUCCAACUUUGGAACCCACUGAACAUCCCAAUGUCACUGCAAGUGAGGAUGACGACGAGGAGGAUGACUACGAGGAGGAGGACCGUAAUUACAAUGAAGAGGAAAAUGGAGAUGUAAGAGAAGCUAUUGAAGACAUGUGGAAAACGAAAGUCUUGCCAGAAAACGAUCUGGAGGAGCUCUUCACAACUCCCACCUCUAUGACUGAUGAAGACUAUGGAGUGACUGCGUGGAGUACAAGCUCUUCUCUACUAGAUGAUGUGGAGCAGACUUCUACACAUCACUCUUAA